UUUCAGGCAGAAAGAUGGUACGGUGGCAGACCUGGCCACUGUUGUUGUUGUUUCAACUGGUCACUUGCCAACAGUUACAACAACGAAUAGUGGAAGCUCCGAAGGAUACAUUGGCAGCCGUCGGAGAAACAGCAAUAUUGACAUGCAGAGUUGAACAUCAACAAGGGCCGGUACAGUGGAUGAAAGAUGACUUUGGGCUCGGAACGGAUAGAGACAAACCACUUCCUGGAAAUAAAAGAUACAGGAUGGUCGGAAGUGCGGCAAAUGGGGAGUAUAAUCUGGAGAUCUCCAAUGUAACGCUAUUCGAUGAUGAUGAUUUCGCUUGUCAAAUCUCGGAAUCCGAUCACGCCAAAGCAGUUGUUUCGAGUAAAGCAAAGCUCACUGUGUUAGUGAGACCGACGCCUCCAAAAAUUGUGAAAAGCCAUCAUUCUCUGAAAGCAAUUGCCGGCGAUCCUAUAACUCAAUCAUGUUUAUCUCGAAAAGGAAAACCACCUCCAACGAUAGGAUGGGCAAUUGCAUCAGAUGAGCAUGGAAAGCACAUUGUUUCAUGGUUGGGCGAAUCGCGCUCAAAAUUCGGAGGAAUUCAUGCAAAACCAGAAAUCUCUCAAGAAACCGUGAUUGCACAUGUAAAUGAAACCACUCAAGUUGAAGAGGGCGGUAACAAUUCACGAGAGGACUCUAGUAUCUACAGUAUUAUGAGUAACUUGAGUUUCAUACCACGUCCCGAAGAUGACCACAAAUACUUGAUCUGUAUUAGUCAACACAUGACGUUCCCUAAUAAAAUCGAGGUUGAUUCUGUGAAGCUUUCUCUUCGAUACGCGCCACAAAUCAACUUAACAGUGGCAUCAAAACUUCCGCUACGAGAAAAUGGCUCAGCUCUUCUAGCAUGCAAUGUUAAUGCAAAACCAUUGGAUAAUGUGAAGAUCAGCUGGUACAAGGGGAAUCAAAAGCUGAGAGAAACUGGAGAUACUCUAACAUUCGAAACUCUCAAAAUGGAGGAUCAUAAUCGAGAUAUCUUCUGUGAAGCUACAAAUGAAAUUGGAACUACUCGCGGGUCGAUUAAGUUGAAUGUGGCAUUUGGUGCACGUAUUAUGUCGACGUCACAAGAUAAAGAAGUAAAUGAAGGGGACAAUGCAUUUUUUCAUUGUGCAACUCUGGCAAAUCCAGCUCCAGCGAUUUUCUGGACUCGUGGAGACAGCGAUGAAAUUAUUGGGCACGGUGAAAACUUGACGUUAGAGAAUGUGAGAACAUGGCAACAGGGUAACUACAACUGUACGGCUACAGUGGAAGGGUUUAGAAAACAAAUUUUAUCGCAUUACCUUCAUAUCAGAGGCCCACCAACGGUCUCCAUGAAAGAUGAAGUAUCAGCUUCACUCGAUGAAGCAACGGAGAUCAUUUGCGAAAUUAGCGGCCGUCCGAAAACAAAUAACGUUAGAUGGACAGUAAAUGGGAAAGAGAUCAAUUUUAAUAAUGGAAGAAUUACGGUUCACCAAUAUCCCAAGCCAUAUGGAAAAGAAAGUAUUCUUAAAAUCAAAGAUUUGAAAGAAGAAGACUUUGGUGUUUAUAAUUGCUCUGCAAAUAACGGGUUAGGAUUUGACAACAGAGGCACACUGCUCAAGAAGAGAAAUAUUCUAGAUUGGAUUGUAAUAACAGCAAAGUUCGAUAGAAUGGUUGCACUUGCAAUUAUAAGUGCAGGUGUUCUUUUGGUGUCACUGCUCUGCUGCCUCUGCAUGUGCAGAAGUAAUUGUCGGUCAAGAAAGUCAAAGUUUAUUGAUGAUCAAUCUGACGUCACAGUGAAAUGUGAGGCAUUGGAUGGACAAUAUUUCCCAGAGAUGUAUAGUAGCAGCCCCGUUGACAAUGUUCAUCUCUCCACGAAGGAUUACAUCUCGAUUCCUCAAAACAAUCCGGAUUUGGAUUUCCUCGGUGCAACCGGAUCAUUCGGGCCACCGGGAGGGCUGUAUCCAAAAUGUUUCAACAACUCGGCCAAUGAAUACAUCUACAACCGGUAUGAACAUUCAUAUGGAUCGUUUGGCAGUGGACUUUCCACGCCUGGAGGAGUUUCAGAUAUGUACGGCGUGGCGAUGAGCGACAAAUUGCCGGUUAUGGAGACGCUACAGGAAGUGGAGACUCCCAAAACGUCCAACUACAACUUCCUCUCGUCGCCGGAAGUGGUCCGACCAAUUAGUCGAACAUCAACUCAUGUGUAGAUACAUACUUGAAAUUUUCCUGGUGCCAUCUAAAACUAGAAUUUGUUUUGUAAAUCUUUUUUAAAUCUUUUGAUUUUUUUUUCCAAAAAAAAAAGACCGCCGCCAACGUUUUGAGGUCAUCAAUCACCUAAAUGAUGUUUUGUGUCAUAAGGUGGCGUUCUUCAGCAGUUUUUGACAUGUUCAUUCUCAUUUUUAUCUUAUUCAAAACGGGUUUUACUUGCCAUUCUCAUUUUUCUCACCAUCCCAUCCCUUUUCCACUCACGAGAAGCCUAAUUGACCCCCCUCCAUCCCACAUUGAUAUUUCAAUGACCUAUAAAUUAUUUUCACUUGUAUUUUUUUCUCUCUCUCUCUCGUUUGUUUGAAUGUUUUCUAGUCAUCCGAAUUUGCAUAAACAAUUUUCCAUACA
Messenger RNA from Caenorhabditis elegans, 2613 nucleotides. It is a transcript of the gene syg-1, whose product is annotated as Synaptogenesis protein syg-1. The record is from RefSeq and is marked reviewed. The transcript has 16 exons. Gene Ontology annotation, cellular component: plasma membrane; synapse; axon. Bases 15 to 2207 code for a protein of 730 amino acids. NCBI's taxonomy places the organism in Eukaryota, Metazoa, Nematoda, Chromadorea, Rhabditida, Rhabditidae.